Messenger RNA from Manis pentadactyla (Chinese pangolin), 2766 nucleotides. It is a transcript of the gene NAMPT, whose product is annotated as nicotinamide phosphoribosyltransferase. Gene Ontology annotation, molecular function: nicotinamide phosphoribosyltransferase activity. The record is from RefSeq and is a predicted model, not a curated record. Gene Ontology annotation, biological process: NAD+ biosynthetic process. Lineage: Eukaryota; Metazoa; Chordata; Mammalia; Pholidota; Manidae. Bases 203 to 1678 code for a protein of 491 amino acids. The transcript is spliced from 12 exons.
AUCCAAGAGCUCAGUCGCAGUGCCUGAGGAAAGCAGCCAGUCCGUUCGAUUAAACGGGCCCCUGGCUUCGGAUUUUUUUACGAGGGUAAGGAAGAGUAGGAGGGACGAGGGAUGGACGCGAAAGGCUCGAUCCUUAAUCCAAGCCGGAGACAAAGCCGCGCUGGGCAGCCCGCUACGCGCGGCCCCCACUUUCCGGCCCGAGAUGAAUGCUGCGGCACAGGCCGAGUUCAACAUCCUCCUGGCCACCGAUUCCUACAAGGUUACUCACUAUAAACAAUACCCACCCAACACAAGCAAAGUUUAUUCCUACUUUGAAUGCCGUGAAAAGAAGACAGAAGACUCCAAAAUAAGGAAGGUGAAAUUUGAUGAAACAGUAUUUUAUGGGUUGCAGUACAUUCUUAAUAAGUACUUAAAAGGUAAAGUAGUAACCAAAGAGAAAAUCCAGGAAGCCAAAGAGAUGUAUAGAGAGCAUUUCCAAGAUAAUGUCUUUAAUGAAAAGGGAUGGAACUACAUUCUUGAGAAAUACGAUGGGCAUCUUCCAAUAGAAAUAAAAGCUGUUCCGGAAGGCUCUGUCAUUCCCCGAGGAAAUGUUCUCUUCACAGUGGAAAACACAGAUCCGGAGUGCUACUGGCUUACAAAUUGGAUUGAGACUAUUCUUGUUCAGUCCUGGUAUCCAAUCACAGUGGCCACAAAUUCUAGAGAACAGAAGAAAAUAUUGGCCAAAUAUUUGUUAGAAACCUCUGGUAACUUAGAUGGUCUGGAAUUCAAGUUACAUGACUUUGGCUACAGAGGAGUCUCUUCUCAAGAGACUGCUGGCAUAGGAGGGUCUGCUCACUUGGUUAACUUCAAAGGCACAGACACAGUAGCAGGAAUUGCUUUAAUUAAAAAAUACUAUGGAACAAAAGAUCCUAUUGCAGGUUAUUCUGUUCCAGCGGCAGAACACAGUACCGUAACAGCUUGGGGGAAAGACCAUGAAAAAGAUGCUUUUGAACAUGUAGUAACACAGUUUUCAUCAGUGCCUGUAUCUGUGGUCAGCGAUAGCUACGACAUUUUUAAUGCCUGUGAGAAAAUAUGGGGUGAAGAUCUAAGACAUUUAAUACUAUCAAGAAGUACAGCGGCACCACUAAUAAUCAGACCUGAUUCUGGAAAUCCUCUUGACACUGUAUUAAAGGUUUUGGAUAUUUUAGGUAAGAAGUUCCCUGUUACUGAGAACUCAGAGGGCUACAAGUUGCUGCCUCCUUAUCUUAGAAUUAUUCAAGGAGAUGGAGUAGAUAUUAAUACCUUACAAGAGAUUGUAGAAGGCAUGAAGCAAAACAAAUGGAGUCUUGAAAAUAUUGCCUUUGGUUCUGGUGGUGGUUUGCUACAGAAGUUCACAAGAGAUCUCUUGAAUUGUUCCUUCAAGUGUAGUUAUGUUGUAACCAAUGGCCUUGGGGUUAAUGUCUUUAAGGACCCAGUUGCUGAUCCCAACAAAAGGUCCAAAAAAGGCCGAUUAUCUUUACAUAGGACACCAGCAGGGAAUUUUGUUACAAUUGAAGAAGGAAAAGGAGACCUAGAGGAAUAUGGUCCAGAUCUUCUCCAUACUGUUUUCAAGAAUGGGAAGGUGACAAAAAAUUAUUCAUUUGAUGAAGUAAGAAAAAAUGCAAAGCUGAGUAUCGAACUGGAAGUAGCCCGUCAUUAGGCUUUGUUUUAUGACUGGCUGUGGGUACGUGCUUGUGUAUGCGUUUACAUGCAUGCACACACAUACACCCAUGUGUGUAUGUAAUGCAUAAUGUUUAUUGUACAGGUGUGUGGGAGUUGUGUUUUAUGAUACAUGACAGCCAAAUUAUUUGUUGGUUUAUGGACAUACUGCCCUUUUCUUUCUUUUUUUCCAGUGUUUAGGUGACCUCAAAAUAGGAAAUGCAGUUAACCAUGUAAAAGAUUAAUGGUAAAGUAAGCUUUUUAGGGCUCUUUGCCAAUAGAUAGUAAUUCAAUCUGGUAUUGAUAUUUUCACAAAUAAUCAAACCAAGAAACUUUUAUAUAUAACUGAAGAUCACAUAAAACAGAUUUGCAUAAAAUUAUCAUUGCUUUAUGUUUAUAUUUAACUUGUAUUUUUGUACAAAUAAGAUUGUGUAAGAUACAAAGUUUAAGUGAUUUAACAGUCUUUCCAACUUUUCCUGAUUUUUAUGAGUACAGACUUUCAAGAAAACACUUGAAAAUAAAUUACAUUGCCUUGUGUCCAUUAAUCAGCAAAUAAAACAUGGCCUUAAAGUUGUUUGUGUCAUUGUACAAUUUGGAAAUUAUGUCGGGACAUACCCUAUAGAAUUACUAACCUCACUGCCCCUUGUAGAAAAUGUAUUAAUCAUUCUACAUUAAAGAAAAUAAUGGUUCUUACUGGAAUGUCUAGGCACUGUACAGUGAUGAUAUACAUUGGUCAUUGUAUUGUACCAGUGAAAAGCCAAAUUUAAAAGGCCUGAAACUGCAGUUUUUGUAUGUCAGAUAUUGCCUGUGGUGGCUCUAAUAUGCACCUCAAGAUUUUAAGGAGAAGAUGUUUUUAGAGAGAAUUUCUGCUUCCACUAUAGAAUGUAUACAUAAGUGUAAAAUACUGACAUAAGUGGAAGUAGCGUAUUUUAAAGUAAUUACACUUCUGAAUUUAUUUUUCCUAUUCUAUAGUUGAUAUGACUUAAAUGAAUUACUGGAAUGGGUAGUGAGUGUGCUUAUUUUAAAUGUUUUGAUUCUGUUAUAUUUUUCAUUAAGUUUUUUAAAAAUUAAAUUGAAUAUUAAAUUGUA